Molecule: messenger RNA, 4925 nt
Organism: Chlamydomonas reinhardtii
Lineage: Eukaryota; Viridiplantae; Chlorophyta; Chlorophyceae; Chlamydomonadales; Chlamydomonadaceae
Exons: 3
Coding region: 233-4051 (1272 amino acids)
Biological process (GO): mitochondrial RNA processing; regulation of mitochondrial mRNA stability; chloroplast rRNA processing
Cellular component (GO): mitochondrial matrix; ribonucleoprotein granule
Molecular function (GO): RNA binding
Source: RefSeq, a predicted model, not a curated record
CUGAUGCUGUCGAGAAGUAAACUUCCGCAACCGGCAACACGCGCCAUCGAUGCCCUUGCGCAUCUGCAAGUGAGCUUAAUGAGUAUUUACAUCCCAACUGUGAUGCUUGAUUGAGUGAUUGGUACAGGGGAGGCUCGCGCCUCGCUUAUGUGCAUAUAAUGCGGUGCGGCUUACAGCUUACGGCCAAAAGUAGGUAAUUUUAUACGGGACCUGAGACAGGACCUGAGAUAAAAUGCUAUGUCAGAAGCAGCUGUCCUGCGGCGUGCUGUUAGCGUUGUGUCGCGGAAGGGGGCCAGGCGCUGUUUGGUCGGCGGGGCUCGCCCGCGGCCCCCGCCCCCGCCACCACGACCGACCAGCGCUAGCCGCGACAACACCAAGCGCAUUUACAUCAGCAUCAACUGCAUCGACAUCAUCUUCGGGAGCAGCUGCGGCUGCUACAGCCCACGCGGCCCGGGGGCAGCAGCAGCAGCAGAACUGCAUGUGCGGGCUGAUGCUGCUGCUGCUGCUGCGCGUGCCGGGCGCAUGCGGCCGUGCUGGGCGGCUGCAGCCGGCGGCGCGUGGCGGCUCGGCGGCUGCAGCUGCAGCUGGACUGGGUGGACCAGUGGGCGCGAGUGGCGGCGGCGGCGGCGGCGGCGGUGGCGGUGAUGGGGGUGGCAGAAUGGGCAGCGGCGACCGGAGUGGAAGCAGUGGCAGCGGCACUAGCAGCGGCCCUCGCGCGGGCGGGGGGAGCGGACAGGGCCGCGGCCGUGGCGAAGGACGCAGUGGCGGCAGUGGUCGAGGCCCCUACAGCGGCAGGGGCAGGAGCGACGUCGGCAGGGGCAGGGGCCGCGGAGGGGAAGGAGGGGACGGCUUUAGCCAAGGCCGCGGCCGCGGCAGUGGCCGCGGCAGGGAUGGAGCUAGAGACGGCGGCGGCGGUGGCGGCAUGGGUGCCCCUCCUCCUUCCCUUCAGCCUUCUCCUCUGCCGUCUCGUGACCCAGCCGAUGACAUGAGCGGCUGCCGCACACUGGAGGAGCUGCGGGGGGUGGUGGCGGCGCGGCUGGGGGUGUGGGAGCGGCGGCGAGACAUUGGCUGUCUGAGGGCGGCCUUCCACCUGACCGGCAAGUUAAGCUCGGGUUCCCGGGGCGUUCAGGGCCCGCCUCGCCCUCUGGUCGCAGCAGCAGGCGGCGCAGCCACUGCUACUGCCACUGCUACUGCCGCCGCCCGCACCGCUCUGCUGUCUGACCUGGGGGCGGUCUACCUGCCGCUACUGCCGCACACACGCACAGCCGCCGACUGCAGCUUGCCGUUGUGGGCUCUGGCCAAGGCGGGGAGCGGCAGUAGCAGUCGCAGCAGUGACGGCGGCAGUGGUGACGGCAAUAGCAGUGGGGACGAGGCUGCAGCGGCGGCGGAGCCACAGCAGCAGCAGCAGCGUCUGGCGGCGGCGCUGCUACAGCGGCUGGUGGAUCCGGAGGUGCUGGCUACAGCCCGGCCCAACGAGCUGUCCAACGCCCUGUGGGCGCUGGCCAGGCUGCGGGAGGGGCGGCCGGGUGGGGGUGGCUGGGACGCCGCCCUGCUACAGCCGCACCACCUCAACGCGCUGGCGGCGGCUGUAGCAGGACAGCUGCAGCAGCAGCAGGCCGCGGCGGCGCCACCCGGGCGACCGGCGGGGCACAGGGCGCACACGGGGCAGGGGUUCCCGGCACAGGCCGUGUCCAACAUACUGUGGGCGUGCGCGAAACUGGAGUACCGGGACCCGGCCCUGCUACAGCCGCUGGCGGCAGCGGCGGCGGCUACAGCCGUGCCGGGCACUACCGGCCAGGCCCUGAGCAACAGCCUGUGGGCGCUGGCGGUGCUGGGCUCCGUCUUCAACCAGCAGGAACUCUCCAACGUGCUGUGGGCGUGUGCAAAGCUGGGGCACCGGGACCCCGACUUGCUACAGCCGCUGGCGGACGCGGCGGCGGCGGCUGUAGCAUCCAUGACGGGUCAGGGCCUGAGCAACUGCCUGUGGGCGCUUGCGACGCUGGGGUGCGCCGGACCCGAGUACCGGGCUGCGGUGGGGGCACUGGCACGGGAAGCGGCAGUGGAUGCGAGAGGCAUGUCAAUGCAGGCCCUCAGCAACAGCCUGUGGGCGCUGGCGGCGCUCGGCUACUGCGGGCCCGAGUGCCGGCCGGCAGUAGCAGGUCUGUGCGGGGAGGUGCGGCGGCGCCUGUUGGCAGCGGAGGCGGAGGCUACUGCCGUGGAGGUGGGCUCCCAGCAACAGAUCUCAAACGUGCUGUGGGCGUGCGCGAAGCUGGAGGUCCGGGACACAGGCCUGCUACAGCCGCUGGCGGCGGCGGCUGCUACAGCCGUGCCGGGUAUGACGGGGCAGGGCCUCAGCAACAGCCUGUGGGCGCUGGCGGCGUUGGGCUGCACAGGGCCCGAGUACCGCACCGCAGUGGCUGCCCUGUGCGGCGAAAUGCUGCGGCGGCUGCGGGAAGGAGCAGGGGCCGAGCCCGCUGCUUCUGCAGCUGCGGCUGCUGCUCCCGCUGCGGCGCUGAGCCCGCAGGGCCUGUCCAACGCCCUGUGGGCGUUACAGGCGUUGGACCUGGGCCGGCCACAGGCGGGGCUGGUGGCGGCGCUGGCGGCUGAGGGGCGGCGGCAGCGCUUUGCGGGCUUUGGGCCGCAGGAGCUUUCCAACUCGGCCUGGGCGCUGGCCAAGCUGGGAUUCGGAGGCGCCGCAGCAGCAGGAGCGGUUGCGGUGGGGCCGGAGGCGCCGGAGGAGCAGCGGCGCUGGUUUGCAGGCGCGGUGGAGGCGGCGCUCCCUGGGGUAGCCCCGGGGGCUAUGGAGGGGGCUGCGCCCCAGGCAUGGUCCAACCUGCUGUACGCGCUGGCUCUGGUGCGCCACCAGCCGCCGCCGGAGCUGCUGGGCGCAGCAGGAGGCGCGGCGGCUGCGCUGGCGCGGGGCGGCGCCCAGGACUGCGCGAGUGUGCUGUACGCGAUGGCGGUGCUGCGGCGGCGGCAUGCCGGCGUGGAGGCGGCGGUGUGCGGCCGGCUGGGCGAGCUGCUGCAGCUGCAGCAGCAGCAGCAGCAGCAGCAGCAGCAGCGCGAUGAUGGUGAGGACGGCGCGGCCUCGCUUGACUCGCAGGCGCUGGCCAACAGCCUGUGGGCGCUGGCCUUGCUGCGCGGCGCCACCCCGCAGCAGCACCAGGAGCCGGCAACGCCAGCCCAGGCGGCAGCAACAGCGGCAACAGCGGCAACGGCGGCAACAGCGGCAACAGCGACAACAGCGGCAACAGCGGCUGACGCCACAGUGGCAGAAGCCCCCGCGGCCCCGGCGGCUGACGCCACAGCGACCCCAGGGUCAGCGGCAGAGGCCACAGCGGCAGAGGCCCCAGCGGCUGACGCCACAGCGGCAGAGGCCACAGCGGCAGAGGCCACAGCGGUGCGGCUGGCGCGCGAGGCUGUGCGGCGGCCGGGCGGGUUCGCCGCGGAGGGGCUGUACCAGCUGUGGCAGGCGCAGCGGGAGCUGGGCGGCACGGUGGCGGCGGUGCUGGGCAGCUGCGCCCCCCUGCAGGCCAGGAUGGAGGCGGCGGCGGAGGCGGCGCGGGCGGCGGCCGCCGCGGCAGCGGACAUGUCCAGCUUUCAAAAGCAGGUGGCGGCGGCGGCGGUGCGGCUGCAGCAGCAGGCGGCCCUGCCCAUCGAGCGGGUGGUCACGGAGGUGGCUGUGGAGGGGAUGCUGGGGCGGGCGGAUGUGGUGGUGGCGCUGAGGGUGCCGCGGCAGGGCGGGCGGCGGGAGGCAGGGCGGGAGGUGGAGGUGGAGGCGGAGGCGGAUAUGGAGGAGGGGCGGGAGGUGCAGAGUGAGGUGGAGGUGGAGGUGGCUAUUGAGGCGGACGGGCCGGUGCACUUCUUCUCCAACCGCAAGGGCGACCCCGGGGCAGUGGACGGCCCCACGGCGCUGCGCAACACGCAGCUGACACGUGUGUUUGGGCCGGGCCGCGUGCUGUGCGUGCCGUACUGGGACUGGUACGACUUGUCCGGACCCCAGCAAGAGGCCUACCUGCUGCGGCUGCUACAGCCGCUGCUGAAGACGUAGCUGCGACAGCCAACCCAGAGGCUGUAGCAGGCGGGGGGGUGUGUGGGCGUGCAUGGCGAGAGCCGCUGCAUGUUGGGGGAUCGGUGUGCUCAGCAGGCAGGCAUGCCCAGAAGACGACCUCCCCCCAGGCAUACCUUGUGUGUGUGCGUCCUUUUAUUGUGAAGUUUUGGCCGCGUGAGCGGUGGCGGGGGCACUCUCUGAAUCUCACCAGCGCGGUAGGAGGCUGGUGGGCUGGGGCGCACAUGCCGCAGAUGCUCUGCCCCCACCCCUGGAGGCUUUAUGCAGCGCGUGAGUUCAUUACACGCGCCUUGCUGGCGCGGCGGCUGAGCCCACGCUUCCUUCACGCGUCUCUGGCAACUCACGCUGGCUCCAACCAGUGGAGAGUGUGGACGUGUAAUGACGUGGUUGGAAUGUGAGAUGUGAGCCCACACAAGCGAGCCCGUAAAACGCUGAAACGAGCCGCAGUACUACAGUAUUCUGGUGAUGGCGAGGGCGUGGUGUGUACGACCUCCUUCCAUCUACCGCCGCAGCAGGCACACGCCACAUGGGGCGAUGCGCCCUGGACCGACUUCCACGGUUCGUGGGUCGUGGUGACGGGCUUCCUCCGUUUCUUUGAGGUAGGGGGGCCAUGUUUCAAGUGCCCAGCCAGUUCGCCAUCACACUACGUGGCUAGGAGAGGAGAGGGGCUUGGCGCCGGCUGUGCUGACAUGGGACUGGGUGACACGCAACAGCCUCGAGCACAAUAUCUAUUAAAAAGACAUGACCUGUCCUUUGUGCUCAUAGGCACUGUCUGGAAGAGGUUCUGCGAGGGCGCGCCGGGGGAAUGGGGCAAACGACAAAGCGGUUGUACGGCGCCACGUGCACGUGUUUGAUC